AUGUCUUCAUUGAAUGAUUACAAUGGCGCUUCCAGCAGUGUUCUCGCGCCUCCCAAUCGCUCUCUCAUCCUGCCGCAGAUCUUAGACUUUCACCUUGAAAAUCCUGAGAACAGCCCAGCCUUCUCGUUCGCCAAAGAAGAUCCUCAGUCGGGAGUCGUCCUAACCGACAUCACUCGCUUUGAAUUCGCACGGGCCGCCCAUCGCGCCGCUCACCUGAUAUCAGCAGAGAAACAGGUCAGAGAGGGAGGACGAUUCGUGGCGAUCGUUGCUCUCGCGGACGUUCUCAUUUAUCAAUCCAUCGUCGUAGGAUGCAUCAGAGCAGGCCUUACUCCUUUCCCAAUUUCUCACCGCAACUCACCCGCAGCGAUCGUGCAUUUGCUCCAGUCGACCAACUGUCAUCGUGUCCUCACUACACGAGCCUCCCUGGGACACCUCAUUGCCGAUGUGGUAUCUGAGCUUGCUGCGAAGGAUCUGACGUAUGAGUUGUCUGUGGACGAGAUCCCUUUACUGGGAGAGCUGUACCCUCAUCUCGGGCACGAGUCUGUAGCUGACGACUUUACGCCGUACCCGGUCUCUGACCCCAUUCCACCCGCAACCGACAUCGCAUUGUGCUUGCACUCCAGUGGAAGCACAGGAUUCCCCAAACCGAUUCAUAUGUCCCAUCGUCUGUUACUAGAGAUAUCGACUCUCGGUGCAUUCAACCAGCUCACAGCGUACGCACCUCGCUUCGCGAUCGGUACUCUACCGCCAUUCCACGCUAUGGGCUGCCUUAUGCAGAUCCUCUUCCCGUUGGUAAAAGGCGGCACGGGAUGUAUCUUGCCUCCCGCUUCGACAGCGACAGAGUACCACGUCCCACCCAACCCGACGUCAGAUCUUGCCCUGCACCAUUCAAAGCUCGCGAGAGCUGAUGGAGUGCUUGCCGUCCCUGCGUUCAUCUUGGAUUGGGCUCGUUCUACGGAAGCGGUGGACUAUCUGAAGAGCUUGAAUAUAGUCUCAUUCGGUGGAGGGCCAUUGACGCUCCAGGUUGGCGACGAACUCGUUGAGCAAGGUGUGAAGCUUGUGACGCUUUAUGGGGCUACAGAAUUCGGCAUGCCGAAUGUCAUACGGGCUGAUGACGAUCCUCGAGACUGGGCGUGGUUCAAGUUCGCAGAAACAGCGAAACUUCGAUGGGUCCCAGAGGGAGAUGUCAACACAUUCGAGCUGCAGUUCCUGAGCGGCGACGGCCUUCACCCGGCAGUGGAGAAUCUUCCCGAUGUUCAGGGCUAUUCGACCAAGGAUCUGUUCGAACGGCAUCCCACAAGACCCGAUCUUUACCGGGUCGUUGGGCGGCUCGAUGACGUGCUCAUUAUGGCCAACGGAGAAAAAACGGUGCCUGGCCCAAUGGAAGACAUCAUGCUUUCUAGCCCUCAUGUUUCUGGGGCCGUUAUGUUCGGUCGCGAAAGAAACCAGGUCGGGGUGCUGAUCGAGCCCAGCGCGGGAUAUGAGGUGAACACCACGGACACUGCGGAGGUUGCCAAGUUCCGGAAUCUUGUCUGGGAGAAGGUGCAAGAAGCGAAUGAAAGUGCGCCUGCGUUUGCCCGGAUCUAUAAGGAGAUGAUCCUUGUUGCUUCUCGUGCGAAACCUCUCAUCCGCACACCGAAAGGCACUGUUGUCAAGAAAGCCACCGUUGCCUUAUAUUGUGCUGAGAUUGACGCGCUGUACGACACGAUCGAUGCUAGUACUCAUUCCGCAAACGAGAUAGCUCCUCCUCCCAGCUGGACCUCACCUGACCUCGUUCCGUGGCUGUCAGCACACGCUUCAUCGCUCUCGGAUAAGGAAAUCCACGCGGGAGGCGAUAUCUUUGACCAGGGCUUCGACAGUCUCAACGCGACUUUCCUCCGGCAUCGUAUUGUUGGCGCGAUGAACAAUUCAUCAAACCUGGACUUCAAGACCGCUGCACUCAAGAUUCCGCAAGAUUUCGUGUAUUCGCAUCCCACGAUCGAGGCUCUCGCCGCCGCUGUGUCUGCUCUCUGUCUCGGAACGCAUUUGGAAGCUGUGGACCCCAAGGUUGCUGUCGAACAGAUGAUCCUCAAGUAUUCGGCCGGAUUGAGCGGUAGCUUGCGCGCUAAAACGCGGCCGGAAAGUGGCGAGGUCGUGUUAUUGACCGGGUCAACUGGUGGUCUCGGCUCUCACUUGCUUGAGAUCCUGCUUAAGCACCCGUCUAUUCGCCGCGUGUACGCAUUGAACCGGUACAGCUCUCGUGCGAGUUCGGCCUCUCGGCAAAGCGCUACGUUUUUGGAGCGUGGGCUGGAUGCGAAGCUUCUGCUCGACUCGGACAGACUCGUAUUCCUUGAGGGUACUGCUGCCGAUUUAGACCCGUCUGCGUUCGAGACUGUGAGUGCGUUCAUCUUCCCCCUUGCUCUGCAGUACUCACCAGCGUUGAAGCUAAGGAACACUAUCAGCGCGAUCAUUCAUAACGCGUGGACUCUCGACUUCAACAAGUCGCUGGCCUCGUUCGAGCCCCACAUCAAAGGCACGCGCAACUUGAUAGAUCUUGCCCUUGCAUCGGAUGCUGGAGUCCGCCUCCUCUUCACGUCAUCAGUCGGGACUGCUGUCGGCUGGGAUCCGAAACGAGGUCCAUUUCCGGAAGAGCUGCAGCUGGACCCGAGCGCUGCGCUGGGUCUUGGUUACGGGGAGAGCAAAUAUGUAGCCGAGCGGAUCAUCGCUGCCUCCGGACUGGAUGCCACCUCCUUUCGCAUUGGCCAAAUCUGCGGCUCUGGUCGAACAGGAGCCUGGUCCACGUCCGACUGGGUUCCGAGUCUGGUCAAAUCCAGCAUCGCGCUGGGUGCUUUACCGUCUGAGCCAGCCGGAAUGAACGCGUGGCUCUCGCCUGAAGCCGUGGCGCAAGCGAUUAUCGAUGUUGCGUUGUGCGAGGUCCGUGCGCCUGGUGCGAUGAAUCUCGUCCAUCCCAGACCCGUUACAUGGGACACCAUCAUGAGUGGGAUUGCGGGCGCCCUCCAUCUCCCACUGAUCGCAUUUCCGGAGUGGAUCGAACGGCUCAAGACGGCCGCGGUGGGUGCGACAGCGGAGGACUUUGAGCGAGUGCCCGGCAUCAAGCUGCUCGAGUUCUUCCAGUCAGCAGAGGUCGGAACGGGUGCCGUGCGGUUUGCGACGUCGGUGUCGCAAGAGUAUAGUCCGGCCUUCAGAGACUUGAAGCCUCUAGACGUGGACGACGCGGAGAGAUGGAUUGGAUUCUGGCGCGAGAAGCAUUUCAUCUAGACCACUAUCAUAAGUUCUGUAAUUUUCUACCAGCCUUGAUCACUCAGAUCUGAGACACGGACGGAGCACACCAUCACAAUCUGAUUGGCAAUGAUGAGCAGAAGCAGGAUGGAUGUUACACAGCCAGGCAAUAAAAGUUCGCUGGGAGCAUUUCCCGUCAACUAGCACAGAGAGCACGUAUCUAGUACUAUACUGCUGCUCCUACUGCUACUAGUGCUGCUGCUGCUGCUACUACUACUGUUACCAUUAAUACUCGCUAUGUACCCCGAGACGAGCUGAUGCUGCAGGCCCUGGAAGCUCUUGCCAGUGCAUCGAUUUGAGACCCGACACCUUGAGUUAAGUCUAAGCCAGGUACCGAGGCAACUUGGCUGGCAUAGUCUCUUUCCAUCUCACAGUGCGGCCAGGUGACUUGCCUCAUUCGCGCAGAUGCAAUGCAACUCGCUCGAUUGCGUAAUUCCCAUGUAAACACCCAGAAUAAAUCUUAAAUCGAUUCAUAAAUUAUCAGGAAGGAUUUUGAUCCCCGUUUGGAUUCUCUGGAGUCUCAGAAGGAGCAUUGGGAUUCCAUGUACUAAUAGGGCAAGGUGGCUGUGUGGCUAGCUUUGAGGCCGAAACUUCCCAAGUUUAAUCAACCCCCUGUGACCCACCCAACUUUUCUUCUUCUCCAAUCUCGCUCUCGAUGACAGUUCCACCCCCGCACACUUUCCUCCAUUUCGAGACUUCCAACGCCAUUCGGUGGGACGCGCUCUGGGAAGACGUCUUCCAGUUGCCCACUCACUGCUUCUCGAACGAAGCCGCGUAGCUCGAGCAGCUGAGCAACAUCAUGAGCCGCGGACUGACUCUCUUGGAUCCUUACGAACAGAAGCGGAAGAGCGAUGCGCUAUGGGCCCAGAUCCGUCAAACGCAGCUGAAGAUUGUGCCGCUCGUGACAGUUGGAUGGGAGCUUCAAUGCACUGGGAGCAGACGACCAUUUCGGACCGAAGGCGCUAUGUGCCGGAUGGAAUGACGCGCGCCGCGGCGACAUCUUCCCACUUGCACGAUGCACGUAUUUGGUGCGAGAAAGAGAUGCGCGUCGGUCAGCUUGCAGAUUUUGCGGACAACCUCAUCGAGCUUUGCGAAAGCAUUGCGGCAAGCUUCUCGGAUGCGUCGGGCAAGGAAAGUCGGCCGUACAUCUCUACAUCAGGUUGGGAUGUGCUUGUGGCCGAGUCCGGCUCAUUAGGGGAAGAGAGAAAACGGGCGCUGGAUGAGAUCCUCCUCGGACGCACUGCAUUUAUCGUCUUCUCCGCUAGCUUUAUCAUCGCCUCUACGAUCCGAGAUCAUCCAUUUGCGCUGCCGGCAAGUCGACAUAUCGGCCUGAGUGGAGGUAUCGAGCAGCUGAGCCGUCUGACGAGGCGUCCCCCGGCAGAGAUCAAGAAGCUACGCGAGAUAUUUCUGCGGGCACUUGCUGUAGACAGCAAACACAAGCGCUGCCCAUUCAUCGAAUGUCCCCACUUCAGUAACGAUAAGAUGACCAAACCGCAAUAUGCUGCACGAAAUGUGGGGAGAUAGGGCAAGUUGAGGUCGCAUAUUGUAAUCGAGAUUGCCAAAAGUUAGACUAGGGG
This is a messenger RNA of Mycena citricolor, 4856 nucleotides long. The record is from the annotation of a GenBank genome assembly. NCBI's taxonomy places the organism in Eukaryota, Fungi, Basidiomycota, Agaricomycetes, Agaricales, Mycenaceae.